Clupea harengus (Atlantic herring) is the source of this 6511-nucleotide messenger RNA. It is a transcript of the gene ubap2a, whose product is annotated as ubiquitin associated protein 2a. The record is from RefSeq and is a predicted model, not a curated record. Gene Ontology annotation, molecular function: protein binding. NCBI's taxonomy places the organism in Eukaryota, Metazoa, Chordata, Actinopteri, Clupeiformes, Clupeidae. Gene Ontology annotation, cellular component: nucleus; cytoplasm.
CCUUUCUGCAGUCUUUCUGUGAAAGACCAAGGCAGGCUUAUGUUUUCUGUCUUUCCCCAAACGUGGACUUUUCUAUGGAGUUGCCAUCACAAUGUUAGAACAGCAACAAAUGAAUAUGAACACGAGUACGAUCAUAUAUAUAUUAAUUAACCAUCACUUUAAAGAUGUAUUUUAUAUAUAAAUGUGUAUGUAUAAGUAUUUGGGGGGGAAAAAAUGGAGUUGAAAAAUUGUCAAACUGUCUGAGGAUGUGUGUGCGUGUGUGUGGACUAACUUGUUUAGGUGGUGCCCUCUUUUUUUUUAUACACAUUUCAUGAAUGUUUUUACAGAUGACCGAGUCUAAGGUAUUGUACAUCAACAAUUUCAGCAUCAGGAAACAACGUAUACAAAUCUUAAGGGGGGGAAAGAAAAUAAUGAAUAAAGUUCUAUUGAUGUAUUUUUUUCCAGUUGAACCUGUUGCUAUGUGUGUUUUGUUGCGUCUCAGACGGGAAUGAAGGUUGUUUUACAGUCUAAAAUAUUUUUUUCCUUAAGCACUAGGGGGCACCCAUGAGUCUUUUUUUGUAAUGUGUUACCGGAUUCUCUGGGUUGUGGAAUGCAAAAUUCCAUCAUAUGAGAUAUGCUUAUGAGCUCUCCCUGCGCAUCACAUCUUGAGCAACUCUUACCUCGAAUUCGCAUCCUUAGAAGAAAAUAUGUGAAAAUAUAUGUAUUAUUCGAAUUGGUGUUUAGACGUGGAAUGGGUAGCCAUAGCGUAGGAUGAGUCAAAGUCUUGCCAAAAAAUAAUUGGUAGGGCUAUUUUCCAUCAGAGGUCUGUGUUAUUAUUUUCUGGGUAAUGAACUCAAGCGCGUGCGUGGAUUGGUGUACUCUUCUCGCGGAUCCAGGGAAAGCAGUAACGGUGGCGCGGUGAGUCACGUGAUCGUAUCUGCUGCUGGCUGAGUGAAGCGUGUUGGCAGGUAAUAAAAAACAAAUCUUGUCUACAAACAUAAACUUGGUCUGUAUAAUGUAAAGAAACCGAUAUAUUUAGCUUCCGAUGGUUUCAUUCGUGAGCCAUCAUCAUUUGUAGUUUGUAAAAACAUGUUAUUCUCCUCGGUUUUAUUAUGCAACUCUGUUGGCUUGUUCCCCGAUAAGCUAGUUGAAGAGGGCAGCUAGCUAGCAAACGUCGGAGUGGGAUUUUUGCUAUGCUCUGUGGCCAUUUUUUAAGCAAAAUACGUUGUUUGUUCGGCCAUUCGUGGCCACACAUUGCCUAUUACCCUGAACGUUCUGCGUGUUUAUUGAUUUUCUCUGUAAGGAUAGACCACACAAAAGAUUUAACACGCGUAGCUUAUACAAGGACGCCGGGCGGUCGUGUAUUUGUUAGCUUGGUAUGUAGCUAUCCAGCUAGCAAUGCUACAACAAUUGAACAGAGGAAAUUAGUCAGGCCAGCUAGCCAGCUAACACGUUAGCUAGGACAAAGAGAUCCGACCAUAUAGCUAUUCCCAAUGCAAUUGAAGUGAUGUAGGGCUGUCCGUUUGUUGUUAUUGCGAAACAUCGUCUUAACCCCUUUUUUCGAAGAGAAGAAUAAUCCACAAGAUUGGUAACGUUAGCAGCCUUCGUUCAUAAAGGAAUCUUAUGUUGUCAUUUGCGCUCUGUUAUAUCAAUAUUUACUUUUUAAGUGUUCCACUUAUCUUACGAGCUAAGAGUCUAAUCUUUUCCUAGUAACACUAGAUUGGUACUUACUGUUGCUAUCGUUUCAGCCUAACUUACUCGUAUAUAACUGACGUGCUAUUCAUGAAGAUUUCUCAAGACCUUGGAAAUCAGAAAUAACGAUAAAUCCUAUUGUUUGUACAUUCCUAGGUGGUCGAGCCUACUGAAGUGGCAAACUCGGCGUUUGCUAGCUAAGGAUAUAAGAUUUUUCUAUUUUGUACAUACAUUGUUUUGUAUAUACUGUAUAUGAUGACUUCAUUAGGCAGCGACCGAGCCCGGGGCUCUCGGGACAAGGUGCUGCCCGCAACCACACAGAACUCUCAGCCACAGAAACAGCCACAGGCAACCGCCGAACAGAUCCGACUUGCCCAGAUGAUCUACGAUAAGAACGAUGCAGACUUCGAAGACAAAGUCAAACAGCUCAUGGAGGUGACGGGGAAGAACCAGGAUGAGUGCAUGGUGGCGCUGCACGACAGCAACGAGGACGUGAACCGAGCCAUCAACUUCCUGCUGGAAGGGACCUCGGAUACGACCGCCUCUUGGGAGACCGUGGGGAAGAAGAAGGUGGGAAAGGACAGUGGCCCGUCAGAGAGCAAGGAGAACCGAGAGAACCGGGACAGGCGCGGAGAGCGGGAGGGCAGCCGCGGACGCGGAGGGCCCAGCAAGAGGGGCCGGGGAGGCAGUCGCAGCCGGCCCGGUGAGGUGCGGGCAGAGGAGAAUGGGGUGGAACCUGCUCCUGUGGAAAGAGGCGCUGACCAUGGGCGCAGAGGCAGAGGACGGGUUGCUGGAACCAGGGGAAGAGGCAGAGCCCCAGGGACCAGCCGGUUUACAGCACAGGGAAUGGGGUGGGUACAUCUCCAGCAUUGGCACAGUGGUGGCGAUACAGAGACCUUCAACCCUGCGGACUACACCACAGAGGCAGGCAGGGCUGCCGCACAGGCACAGGCGGAGAACUGGGAGGCAGGGGCCAAUGACGCCACAGAUGGACCAGUGGCUUGGAGGAGCCCUCUGGAGGACUGGGCCGCAGAAGACUGGAGUGAGGACCUCUCCGAGACCAAAGUGUUCACCGCCUCUUGUGCACCGACUACGGAGAACCACGUCACAGCUGGCCAAAGUCUGGACCUGGCCUCUCUGCUUCAGAAGCCGGCCGGCAGGGAGGAAGUGGGUGGGGGCCUGAAGGCUCCCUCGUCCGCUCCCCUGGGGCACAGCCUGGUGUUCACCAACUCCCACCACCACGCCACCCGCAACGGGGGCACCACACCGGGCACUGCCAGCUACGCACACGCCACCCUGUCGUCUGUGCUUGGUUCUGGUUUCGGCGAGCUAGGGGGCCCUAAGCUGGGCCAGUCUGCCGGUGCUCAGAUCCUGGAGCAGCUGAAGGGACCAGGCCUGGGGCCGCUGCCCACGCAGCCGCCCAGCAGCUCAGGGGCCAACCACACCCCUGUGGUGGGGGGCCUGGGGGGAACGGCGGGGCCGGCCGCACCCCCUCCCUCAUCCACCAUGGUUUCGUCGUCAUGGGACGUGAAGCCACCUGUGACGCAGGCCUCCAUGGCUAUGCCGUCACAGUUCAGCCGUGAGUUUAAGAUGCAGCCGGAGCCGUCUCUGGUGCUGAGCCAGCUGGCACAGAGGCAGACCCCCAACGCCCUGAGCCACGCCAGCCCCCUCCCCCUGGCCCGGCAGCAGCCCAGCCCCCCGCCGGCCUCCUCCGCCCCCGCCGGCCUCCUGGAGCCCUUCCCCAAGCUGCCGGAGCCCUUGCUGCUGCAGCAGCAGCAACAGAUGCAUGACGCCCAGGCUGCGGCCAACGCACAACAGCAGAGGCAGAUGAAGACGCAGAAACGCAGGAUACCUCCCAGCUCCAAGAUCCCCUCGUCUGCAGUGGAGAUGCCGGGCUCAGCAGACGUGUUGGGGCUGAAUGUGCAGUUCGGGGCGCUGGACUUUGGCUCGGAGUCGGCCAUGCCGGACUUCAGCGCGCCUUCAGAGGUCGGCACCACCACCAACAGCAGCAGCACCAUCAGCAGCGACGCAGCCAGAGACACUCCUGCUGUCAGUCAAACACAGAGCAGCCUCUACUCCAAACCUAUCAGUGAGGCUCUGACCAACCCGGUUCCCCUGCUGAUGCCUAUGUCCUCCGCGGACAUCAUCUACUCCUCGGCCUCCGUGCCCAUGCCCAGCCUGGCGCCCUCGCUCAGCAUCGCCAGCGCGGCCCCCAUGUCCUCCGUCACGUCCUCCUCCUCCGCCUCCUCGGCGGCCAGCAGCUUUGACUGUGGAGUGCCCCCUCACUCACGGCUCGCCUUCUCGCAGAGCAAAGAAGCCCCCGGCCCUGUGACGAAUGGAUAUAAUGGUGUGAGGACAUCAGCUGCUCUUGACUCCACAUCCGCGUCCUCAACCCCCAAACCGGAGUCGCCCUCUCUGGGCAGCACUGGCAGUGGGCCCCCCUCCGCUCCCUCGGCCCACCUGCCCCCCUCCAUGCCCCCCCACAGCACAACACUCUCCAGCCUGGCAGCUGAGCACCCCUCCGCCAGCCUCCCCCCUCUCAGCAGUCAUGUAAGCAGCGUCCACUCUGCACUUCCUACCAGCUCUUCUCACACAGUGAGUCAUCUCAUCUCAGCCCAUCACUCCAGUGUGGACAGCGUGAACUCGCUGGCUCCCCCUGCCUCUGUGGCAUACUCAGGGGCGCAGACAGCAGGCCUGCCCAUCAGCAGCGGGGGGUCCAUGGGCAUGGUCAGCAACAGCGCCAUGCUCCACGGCUCCGGGGUGCUGGGCCUCACGGCCAAUGGGACCACAAACAACGCCAACACGGUGUCGGCCAUGAGGGCCGCACCACUGCUGUCCUCCUCUACCAGUAAAGCACCUCCUAACCUGUCUCAGGGGGUUCCUCCUCUUCUGCCCAACCAGUACAUCAUGGGUCCCGGAGGCCUCCUGCCAGCAUACCCGAUUUAUGGAUAUGAAGACUUGCACAUGCUGCAGUCUAGAUUACCCAUGGACUACUACGGAAUCACAUUCCCAGGCCCUGCGGCAGCUCUCUCCAGCAGAGACGGCGGCCUUGCCAACAACCCUUACUCAGGUGAAGUCACAAAAUUUGGGCGUGGCGACUCCACCUCUCCGGCUCCCCCCAGCUCGCUGUCGGCGGGCCACGCGGGCCAGGCUCCCCAGGCUCAGCAGCAGGGCCAGAGCGGCAGUGGCAACGCCCCCCAGACGCAGGGGCACCACGCGGCACAGCAGGCCUUCCUCAACCCGGCGCUGCCCCCGGGCUACAGCUACACGGGCCUGCCCUACUACCCCGGGAUGCCCGGUGUGCCCAACGCCUUCCAGUACGCCCCCACCAUGUUUGUGCCGCCGGCCUCGGCCAAGCAGCACGGCAUGGGCCUCAGCAACGCCCCUCAAGCCACGCCAUUCCAGCAGCCUAGCAGCUACGGCCAGCACACCUUUAGCUCAGGUACAGCCUCUCACAGCUACGGCCAGCAGACCUUAAGCUCAGGGUACGACGACCUGACGCAGGGUCCGGCAGGAGCAGACUACAGCAAAGGCUACAGCAGCUCCAACCAGACACAGGCCAAAUCUGCUGCCUCCGGCCCGGGGAAAGGUGUCUCUGUGACGUCUAGUAACUCCGGUGUGCCAGAUAUCAGUGGAACAGUUUACAAUAAGACCCAGUCGUUUGAUAAGCAGGGUUUCCAUGCUGGUACCCCUCCCCCCUUCUCCCUGCCGUCAGCUCUGGGGGGCACUGGGCAGCUCAACCCUGGGGGGGCUCCGGGUUACGCACCCGCCCCCUUCCUGCACAUCCUCCCCCCGCAUCAGCAGCCUCACUCCCAGCUCCUGCAUCACCACCUGAGCCAGGACACACAGGGUGGUCUGAACCAGAGGAGCCAGUCCAGCAGCAUGCAGCAGAAGACACAGGUCAACAAGUCCAGUUAUGGCAGCUCCCCUUACUGGGGCAACUAAGCGUGUGCGCGAGCGCGUGUGUGUGAGUGAACGUGUGUGCGUGUGUGUGUGUGUAUUUGGGCACACAUGUGCUACCAGUUGUGCAAGCCCACACCACAGCACCCAACCCACCAACCUCCCUUUACCUGACAAAUGAGAGGGAUAAACCAUUUCCAUCAUCAUCAUGACACACGCAUGCGCGCACACACACAUACACACACACGAAUACGCUCCACACUCAAACCAGAUACAUAUGUACACACUACCUUCUCCCUGUUGAUCUCUCAUCUCCCCCUUUUCAAAGUUUUGGCUGUUGUAUGUAAAAUAUAUUUAUGUAUGUAUUUAUACAGUAUGCUAUGUAUUGGUAGGAUAUGAAAUGUGGUCAUCUGCAUUUUGUUUUUGAAGGAUCUUUUUAUUAAUUUCCAAAAUGGUAAAGAUAUAAGCAAAUGUCGAUGCAGAGAAUUUAAGACAAAAAAACAAACAAACAACUGGCUGAAACUUAAAAACCACAGGUGAAUAUACUUGAAUCAGUGCAUCAUGAGAGACGGCAGUUCUUUUUAUUUUAUUUUUUUUGUAUACAUACACAGAAAUUCUAAAUGACGGUGUACAUUAUCGCAGAGCAUCAUCUUAUUGGUGAAGCCUUUUUUAAAGAACUUUUUUGUAUUUUUUUUUCUUUGUCCCAGCCCCUUCAUUUUGUUGGACCUGUAAACUGUUUUCUAUUGAAGAGGGUGGAGUUUUGGCUCUUGCUAGCCAAGCACCGCCCCUGAAUUCAUGUCCCCUCCCCUCCCCGAUCCCUUCCCCUUGUCUAAAUUGGCUGACCACGUAGCUGCAGUUUUAAAUUGAUUAAUUCGUAUCAUUUUAUCAGAAACUUUUUGAUUUUACCCUUGUUGUCCAAAUAAUAAAAACAAAAAACUGA